AUGUCAUAUUUUAAUGAUGUUGUCGAGGAGGUUGGUGAAUUGGCCAAGUUUAGUGAUUCACCAGAGUUUGAUGGGUUGAGAGAUGCUAUUUCUGAGCAGUUGUUUGAGAUUAACGGUCAAAUUAGUACUUUACAGCAAUAUGUAGGGACUCUUGAAGGGUUUUUGGCUAAAACUGGUACGAUGAAUAUGAAAGUUAUUGAUAAUAUUGAUAAGAAGACUAUUCAGAAUAUUGGUAAAGUCAGUGAAUUGGUUAAGAAAGUGAAUACUGACGUUGUGAUGUUGGAUAAAAUCGAUGUGAAUGAGUUGGAUAAGUUACAAGUCUUGGCAAGGGACAAACUUACAAGGGAUCUAAGCUAUUCACUAAGGGAGUUUCAAAAUAUACAACAGGGAUAUACAAAGGUUAUUAAAUCGAUUAAUGAUAGAGCUAGAUCGGAACUUGAUAACCAAAAUUCUGCUGCUUUAAUGUUGGAGGAGGAAGGAGAAACAGGUUCGAAUAGGCAACCAGACACUUCAACUUCCGCUAAAAACAUUGUAAUUCAAAGAGAAGCUUUAAACAACGAAGAGUUUGCAUACCAACAAAACUUGAUACGACAAAGAGACGAAGAGAUUGUGAAUAUCGAAAGAGGGAUCACCGAGUUAAAUGGUCUAUUCACUGAUUUGAGUCAUGUCAUUCAACAACAGGGGUCUAUGGUGGAUAAUAUUGAGGCCAAUAUUUAUUCUGUGGCAGAUAAUACCCAGCUUGCAUCAAGAGAGCUGGAUAAAGCUUUGAGGUAUCAAAGAAAAUCAAGCAAAUGGUGCCUAUAUCUUCUCAUGUUGCUGUCAGGUAUGUUUUUUUUCAUGAUGCUCAUUAUAUUAAUUUAA
Vanderwaltozyma polyspora DSM 70294 is the source of this 861-nucleotide messenger RNA. It is a transcript of the gene PEP12, whose product is annotated as SNAP receptor PEP12. The transcript has a single exon. The coding region runs from base 1 to 861 and encodes 286 amino acids. Gene Ontology annotation, molecular function: SNARE binding; SNAP receptor activity. Lineage: Eukaryota; Fungi; Ascomycota; Saccharomycetes; Saccharomycetales; Saccharomycetaceae. Gene Ontology annotation, cellular component: membrane; endomembrane system; SNARE complex. Gene Ontology annotation, biological process: Golgi to vacuole transport; vesicle fusion; intracellular protein transport. The record is from RefSeq and is a predicted model, not a curated record.